UGGCAACUUGAAACUGAAACUUCAAAACCCGCUCCGAACCGAUGACGUAUAUUUUCAGUGAACCACUGCUCCGGAAGCACUCUCUCUUGACCGGGUCUUGCUGUUCUUUCGUGUUUCCUUCUCCUAACCAAACGAGCUCCUUUAAAGUAUUCUCAUCGGAUGCGACAAAAUAAUCCUGACCGAAGGGGGACGCAAUCAAAAACAUCAAGCUAAAGAGUACAGACGUGGAUGAUGAAGACAGGGAAUCCAGGUCACGAAGAGAAACUGAAAAACAAAAGAAAAUGAGGUAUCCUGCAGACGUCACUAUUAAAGAGCUUCACCCUCAGAAGCACGAUCCCCUCCACCUUAAACAGGAGGAGAAGCCAGAGACCCCAAGCAUUAAAGAAGAAGAACAGGAAGAUGAGAUCUCCGAGUUUCCAAUGACUGUCAUUGUGAAGAGUGAAGAAGAUGAAGGUCCAAGCGAAAAGAGCGGAGCAGCGAAACCUUCGAUCGACAGCUCAUUUCAACACCCGACAACAAAAGGAGAGGGAAAAUCGCGACUUGAUGGUUUGUUAGCGCCGCUCUCAGACGGUGACGACCUAACUUCACAGUCUUCUGAUAUUAACACUGAUGUGGAGGAUAAAGACUUUGACCAAAAAGCUUCAAAAUCCUUAAACAAGUCCUCACUGAAAAGAGGCACAAAAGUGGUUCGGAAACCGAUUACCUGCUCACUUUGUGAUAAAACAUAUUCUAAGAGUAAUCACUUAAAAAGACACAUGUAUACACACACUGGGGAGAAGCAUUUCGCCUGCUCAUUUUGCGGUAAAAGAUUCACUGAGAAGUCACAUUUAAACACUCACACAAGAAUACACACUGGAGAGAAGCCUUUUCAAUGCACAACUUGUGGUAAACAAUUCGCUAAUAAGGGAUGUUUAAACAAACACACAAAGAUACAUACUGGAGAGAAGUCUUUUGUCUGCACACCUUGUGGUAAACGAUUCACCGAGAAGGGACAGUUAAGCAGACACACACUCACACACACUGGAGAAAAGCCUUAUCUCUGCACAAGUUGUGGUAAAAGAUUCAUUGAGAAAAGAGAUUUCAGCAGUCACACAAGAACACACACUGGAGAGAAACCUUUUGCUUGCUCUCGCUGCGAUAAAAGAUUUUGUACGAAGCAAGUGUUAACAAGACACACGCGUACACACACUGUUGAGAAACCCUUUGCCUGCUCUCGUUGCUAUGAAAGAUUUUGUACGAAGCAAGCGUUAACAAAACACACGCGUACACACGCCGGGUGAAAAGGCUUUUCUCUGCAGGCUUUGUGAUAAAAGAUUUACCCGGAAGGAAGAUUAAAACAAUCACUCAAAAAGACCCACCCAAUUUACUUCUGGCGUACUCCUUUUUAGAAUUUGACAUCUGAUUGUCGACAAUACUUUGUUUUUUCCCUUCUUUUUGUCGUUGUUUGUCCAAUUUCCAACCAUUUAUUUAUUUAUUUAUUUUUGUAUUUGUCUCGCACAUUGUAAUAAUUUGAAAUAUGCUUCAUUUUAUGGGGCAGGGUUUCCCUUACAUACAAGAUAUUGUGGCGGCACGCCACACUAAAAUAAAAGCCGCCACGCCUUGCAAAUGAUUUUUUAAAUUUUUUAUAAAUCAUUAUUAUUUAAACAUUUUUAAGGCAGUUUCAAACUAGCAGUAGCCUAAUGAUACGGGUUCAGCGGAAACCUAUUAUUUGUGUAUGGCAAUGUCCGUAAUUAUGCGAGGCCCCCUUAAAAGACGAACUGUGACGUAGAAGGAAGCGAGAAGGAGAAUGGGCGAGAUGGCGGUUGCAUGUUCCGGCAGCCCGCUGUUAUUUUGUUACUGUUUUUCUUUAUUAUUGUUACCACAAUAAAGUGGGUGAACCAA
Molecule: messenger RNA, 1881 nt
Organism: Corythoichthys intestinalis (scribbled pipefish)
Lineage: Eukaryota; Metazoa; Chordata; Actinopteri; Syngnathiformes; Syngnathidae
Product: gastrula zinc finger protein XlCGF17.1-like
Exons: 3
Coding region: 282-1280 (332 amino acids)
Biological process (GO): regulation of transcription by RNA polymerase II
Cellular component (GO): transcription regulator complex; PcG protein complex; chromatin
Molecular function (GO): DNA-binding transcription factor activity, RNA polymerase II-specific; RNA polymerase II cis-regulatory region sequence-specific DNA binding
Source: RefSeq, a predicted model, not a curated record